Drosophila ananassae is the source of this 6116-nucleotide messenger RNA. RefSeq names its product box A-binding factor. Lineage: Eukaryota; Metazoa; Arthropoda; Insecta; Diptera; Drosophilidae. Bases 1604 to 5461 code for a protein of 1285 amino acids. The transcript is spliced from 8 exons. The record is from RefSeq and is a predicted model, not a curated record. Gene Ontology annotation, biological process: negative regulation of transcription by RNA polymerase II; cell fate commitment; positive regulation of transcription by RNA polymerase II. Gene Ontology annotation, molecular function: DNA-binding transcription factor activity, RNA polymerase II-specific; RNA polymerase II cis-regulatory region sequence-specific DNA binding; zinc ion binding.
GCUUUGGGUGGCUCUCUGGGCCGAGUAGCAUUUGAAAAGUUGUAGUAGUAGGUCGAAGCGCGGAUGCGGGUCCGGUCCGUAUCGAUACACUCCUGUUUUCCGUUUACCUUUUUACCGUUUUCCCGGUGACCCCGGUAAGAUCCCAACCGUAAGGCGGUGGGCAGUGCCCGGCGAUAAUCACAGUGAUUUUCCGGAAACCAUUUCUCUGGGCGUGCAACCAAAGAAACCCCUUUUAUCGCAUCUAACAGGAAAAAAAAAAGAAGAAAGAAGAAAAAUGUUGCGCCGGCGCAUGGAAAAUCCUUUAAAUAUGUUUAACCACAAAAGCGACGUGAGUCUAACCAAGACAAAUCGGGCAACGGAUUGCGAGGCGCCUUGGGAAAGUCCUCCUGCCCCUCGGGAAAGAGUUGUAAUCCGUCGGCGUGACCUGUGUGACACUUUCAUUUGGCGGGUGAACGCCCACUCAUAAUCCGGUCAGUAUCGAAAUUGUACAGUAUGAGUACUAUGUGAGAUCGGAUAACCAGAUGCCCAGAUGAUCCUCGUUCCCCGAUGCCCGGGGUUCGGUCAUCAUCGAUGCCAACCACAUGUGCCAAACGCCCCUCAUAAUGACCGCAUCUGAUCUGAGCGAGAAAUUUGAAAACCGCCCGAAAUUCUCCCGAAUCAAUAUUUCUACACAUUUCUGGUCAUUGUGGGAAUAUCGGAAAGAUUCCGUCUGGACCAAUUCAUUUUGAGCUCGCUGGCAACAGGCAGCCAACCACAACAACACCAAUCGAGCAACAGUCUGGACAACAACAGCAACACCACCAACAUCAGUGGCAGCAACAACAAUGUGCCGGCAUGGCCUCCGCUUCGACCUGCCCCCCCACCCGAUCGAUCAUUGUUGUUGUUGCAGCUUUAGUGAGAGGCGUAGCUAAAAACAGGCAACAGACAUUGGCGAGAACGAGAGCCAGCGAACAGGCAGCAGCAGCAAUGGGUGAACGCAAUAUGUGCGAUAAGGUCGGCAGCAACAGCAACAGCAGCAGCACCACCAGCAACACCACCAGAAGCAGUGGCGAAGGAAGAGCGAGAGGGCUCCAAGGCCCCAACGAGAGAGGCGCCAGAGAGAGGCCGAAAGCCGGAGAGGAAAGUGCAAGCUUGGGGAGCAAACUGAAGCUGUACAAGAUCGAUUGAGUGGCGUUCGUCUAACGGCAUGUGGAGCAAAAAAAAAAAAGCAAAAGCAAAGCACACAACUGUAAUUGUACGGAUGAAUGGGGAGAGGAUGUGGGGCGGAAGAUGGGGAGAGGGAGAGGGAGCUGGGGCUGGGGCUGGAGCUCAGCUUGGGGACUCGGAGACUCGGGAGAGCUCUCAUCUUGGUUCGCUGUAGUGUGGAUUCUAAAAACGAAUGAUUUUUUACGAUUUUAUUAUAUUUCGUUGUUGUUCCGUGUUUCGAAAUUUUUAAGCGCCCGGCGCGCCGCAUUCGAUUGCCGUUUAAAUCAGUUCAGUUUGUGUGAAAAACGCGCCGGACACGGACACGGACACGUACGUGGAUCGCCCCGGAAUCGAGUGACUCAAGUGGAUAUAGGGUGUCUGUCUGUCUCUCCUCAUCGGUUCCUGAUCGCCGGGAACUAUGACCAAGACCAGCAAAGCGAAGGAUAAAAGCGCCAGUGCAGGGGGCGGUGGUGCAGGCGCAGGCCCAGGUGGUGCGGCGACUGGGGGGCCCAAGGUGGGUGGCAGUUUACUCGCCAAUGCCGCCGACAUGAAGAUCUUGAAGGCAAAGUCCAAUGCCAAGACACUGCAGCAGCAAAAGCAACAGCAACAGCAGCAGCAGCAGCAAGGACGAAGUGCACUCGGGUCGGCAGGAUCCGUGGCGAAAGGGACGGCGAUAGCCGCCGCGGCGAGUGAAGUGAUCGAGACGACGCGAGCCGAGGCAGCGACGCCGGCAUCGACGCAACCGCCGGCAGCAGCGCCGACCGAAGCGAAUUUAUCGUCACUUGAGUCCGCGCGCUCGCAGGCUCAGACUUCAGACUUGUUCGAACCAGCGAGGCAAACGGUUACCGCAGCAACCGAAGCAACAGCGAAAUCAGUGACAGCAACACCACCAGCAACAGCCACCGCCACCGCCGAAGAAUCAGCAACAACACCAGCGGCGAUCAGCGACGAUCGUAGUGCGAUAAACAACAACAAUAUCAGUAAUAAUAACAAUAACAAUAACAAUCCGACGGCGGAGGACGCGAGUGAAAGUGUUGAUAACAAAAUCAAAGUGAUAAACUAUGCCCAUCAGCCGCCAGCUGAGGCAGAGGAGCAACAACACCAGCAACAGCAACAGCAACAUCAGCAUAUCUACGAGCAGCAGCAAUUUCUAAGCCAACAAAUAAUUAAUCAACAGGAGCAUCAACAGCUACAGCAGCAGCAACAGCAAUCAUUGCAGCAACAAGGCAAUCCGGGACAACAGCAACCCCAUCCCAGUUGGGUAGCCUACGACUUGACGAGCGGAUCAGCAGCAGCGGCGGCAGCAGCAGCAGCCGCAGCAGCGGUGGGAACGGUACCGGAAAAGUCCGAUCUCUACGCCCUGGCCGCAUCGCAUCACAUCUUUAGCCAUCUCCCGUAUCCAGCGAGUCAUCCGCCCACCCAGCUCUACGAUCACUACCAGAGCAUCACCGGCGCCAGCACGGAUCCCAUAAUGCGGAACAACUUAGCGCUCUACAGCGUCUACGGUGGCGGUGGGGGCGGUGUGGGCGGUGUGGGCGUGGGUGUGCCCAGCCAUGAGCCCAUCUCCCAGCAUGUCGUAGCCGCUGCAGCGGCGGCGGCAGCAGCAGCCCACCACUCCACCUCCAACAUCGACGAAGUGAUCCAGGAUACCCUCAAGGACGAGUGCUUCGAUGAUGCCCACAGUACCAGCUACCACAUGCUGACCUCCGUGGCGGAUCUGCAGACGCUCAAGGACAACAGUCCGGUGGGCGCCAUCUACGCACUCACCCAAGAACAGCUCCUCCAGCAGCAGCAACAGCAACUCCACCACCAGCAGCAGCAGCAACUGUAUCAUCAGCAACAUCAUCACAACACCUCGACGAGCUCGGCUGGCGGGGAUUCGCCGUCGUCGGCAUUGCAGAGCUUCACGCAGCUGACGAGCGCCGCCCACCGGGACAGCCUCUCGCCGGCGGAGCACGGCUUCUAUGGAGCCACCCAGCUGAGUCCCAGCCUGCAGACCAGUUCCGUGUAUGCUGGGCCCUUGCUCACCCAGACGGCCAACGGCAUGCAGUACGGAAUGCAGUCCCCCAACCACACGCAAGCCCACCUGCAGCAGCAACACCACCAGCAGCACCAGCAACACCAGCACCACCAGCAGCAGCACCACCAACAGCAGCAACAGCAACACCACCACAACUCGACCAGCAACAGCCCCGGCCUGCUCCAGUCGGGCUCAACGCCAGUCAAUGGACACAACAGCUCCAUGCUGGAGGACGGCUACGGCUCGCCGAGGAGCAGCCACAGUGGUGGAGGAGGCGGCGGCAGCGGCGGUGGCACCCUGCCCGCCUUCCAGAGAUUCGCGUCCGCCAGCAGCGGCUACGGCAGCGGCGUGGCCAAUGGCUCGGUCAGUGGCGCCGAACGCUACUACGCUUCGGUGCCCCAUUUGCGCGGUCAGAACGAGCCCUGGAACUAUGAACAAAUCAGUUACGCCGCCGCCACUCCCGGCCAGCAGUUGGGAGUCCCCGUUGGAGCUGGAGUGAUACGGAAUGGCAGGGCCAUUACGGCGGCCAACAAUGCGGCAGCAGCAGCCGCAGAUGGAUCGGCGGGACGCGUGGACGCAGGAUACCUCUCCGCCUCGGCAUCGCUGUCAGCAUUGGCCGCUGAAUCAGGCGGGGAUUUCUAUAAGAACUACCCAUUUAAUGUGGCCGGUGGCGGUGGUCGUAGUAAGGCCAGCAACAGUGCCGCCAGUUCGCAGGCCAGCCUGUCUGGAUCCUGUCCAGCUUCUGUCCAGGGUGUAACGUCGACAUCGACGACGGCAGCUUCGGCAGCUUCGGCGGCGACCGCGGCAUCGGCAGCGGCGUCAACGCUCAACGACGAGCACGUUAGUCGCGCCAAUUCGAGACGCAUGAGCGCCCAGAAGCGAGCCGGACUGUCGUGCUCUAACUGCCACACCACCUACACGUCUCUGUGGCGUCGCAAUCCCAACGGAGAGCCAGUCUGCAAUGCCUGCGGGCUGUAUUUCAAGCUUCACAACGUCCCACGGCCGUUGACCAUGAAAAAGGAUACCAUUCAGAAACGCAAACGCAAACCGAAGGGAACCAAAAGCGAAAAGCCCAAAAAGCUCAAGAACGCAUUGAGGAGCACUCUGGACAGUGGAUCCUUGUCCUCCAACUGCCAGUUGGUGGGCCAUUUGAACAGCAGCCAGAUGGGCGUCGAUGGCAAUGAUGAAAUGAAACCAUACAUGCCAUACACAUCGCAGCAGACACAGCAGCAACAAAAUCAGCAUCAGCAGCAGCAGCAUAAUCAGCAAUCCAUGGCCGACCAGCACUCGUCGGCGGCCAGCUCGCCCCAUAGCAUGGCAUCCUCAUUAUCGCCCUCAGCCACAUCACAUCACCAACAAAAUCCCCACCAGCAGCUCUGCUCCGGCCUGGACAUGUCGCCCAAUUCCCCCUACCAAAUGUCCCCCAUCAACAUGCAACAACAGCAGCAGCAACAGCAACAGCAGCAAUCGUACAGCAUGCAGCAUUCACCCAGCACUCCUACAUCCAUCUAUAACACUCCAUCGCCCACCCACCAUCUUCACAAUAACAACAACAAUAGUACACUAUUCAACAACAACAACAACAACAACAAUAGUAGCAAUGAGAAUAACAACAAACUUAUUCAGAAAUAUCUGCAAGCUCAGCAGAACGGGAGCAGCAACUCCACCAGCGAGCAGCAGCAACAGCUACUGGCCCACCUGAUGCCGAGCUCGAUUACGGCGGCAGCAGCAGCUGCGGCAGCGGCAGCGGCGGCAGCAUUCAACACGAUCAAGUCGGAGGCCUCAGUGUCCUCCACACCACAGGCUCUCACGCCCUCAACACCGACCACGGCAUCCACCCCAUUAUCCUCGCUGAGUCUCAACACCAGCAGCACCACCACCAGCACCAGCAACAACAACAGCAGCAGCAUUAUCAGCCUCCAAAAUCCAUAUCAACAGUUGGCACAGCUUGGACAGGCGGGGACGCCGUUGUUUAAGUCCGGACGCACCACUCCGCCGUACUAUCUCUCGCCGGAGGCGGACGAUCCGGCGACACACAUUAAGCUGGAGCAGAUCGAUCAGCAGCAGGGGCAGCAUCAGCAGCAGCAGCACGGCGGACUAAUGCUGGCCAGGUCAGGGUCUCUGGACGAGCACUAUGAACUGGCCGCCUUCCUCCAGCAGCAGCAGGAGCAAAUCGCCAACUAUGCCAUGCAGCUGCACGAGAUCGAUCGCAAGUUCUCGGGCGUUGAAAGGGAUGCGGUGGUGAAGAUGGAGUAAUUGCGGAAAGCACAUAGUAGUGCUAGUGGACCAAAGAAUCUGUUGUUAUAUAAAUCUCAUAGCUCCAAAGAAUUUAUAGGAAUUAGUUGCACUUGUGUGUGUGUAUACCAGGAGCAGUUCUACAAGAACUAGCUCUCCGUUCUUCCGAAAUCGAAAUCGGCCGCAUUAUCUAUUGUAUAUACUAUAUACGACUUAAGCUAAAUACCUAUUGACAUUUCCAUUUUACGGCAAAUUAGUUAUUCUGCCGCGUACUCGAAAAAUUGUUAUUUAACUAGUUUAAUUUUUAGCGAAAUUCUUGCGAAAACAAGACGCAAAAAGAAAUUCAGACCGUAGGAUAGGAACCAUUUAACUUUGUUAUCAAAUCGAAUACCUUUUGAGAUUUUCUACAAUCAAAUUCCACUUAGAUUUAGGCCACUAAUUUAAGCCAAGCCAGCAAACAAUGACUAGGGAAAGCGAAAAACAUGACAAAAAUCAAAAAACAAUCAAGGUAACCAACAAUCUCAUGCAAUUUAGUUAUUAUUUUAUAUAUAUUUUUUACACAUCUAUCUAUAAAUAUUUAAAUCAAUUUAAGUUUUAGUUUCGUACAAUCUUUUACAUCAUCUAUGCAAUAUUAAUUUUAUUAAUUUUGAACAAAUAAACGACAAUUGUCACUCGA